CACAUGAAAAAAUAUAUAUUAUAAGAGCCUCCUCCCUAAAUGGAUCACGAUAGCCAAAAUCCUCCCCAGCACGAUGUCUGAUCCCCCUUACCCACCACAAGAACCGUUCAGAAUCCGUGAUCAUGGAUUCUCCGCCGACCAUCUUGAUCACCAGAUGUUCGAGAUCUCUGAUUAUCUGAUCGGAGACGAUGGAUCGGAGGAAGAUUCUACAUCAGCCAUGAUUGAUUUUUCGCAGAAUCCGGUCUCUUUGAUGGACAUCAUCAACAAUUCGGGCCCUAUGAACCAGGCCACAACGCCGAGUAGUAGCAUGCAAGUGAAUAAUGAAAGCAGCGAAGGUGAGAGGAUUAGAGCGGAAAUCGGGUUUAGAAUCGCAUUUCGAACUAAAUCGGAACUCGAAAUCUUGGAUGAUGGAUUCAAGUGGAGGAAGUACGGGAAGAAACAAGUCAAGAACAGCCCAAAUCCAAGGAACUAUUUUCGAUGCUCGAAUGGACAGUGCCCGGUGAAGAAGAGAGUAGAAAGAGAUUCAGCCGACUCAAGCUACGUGAUCACAACGUAUGAGGGCGUACAUAACCAUGAGAGCCCAACUGUAAUAUACUGCAGCCCUCAUCACAACUUCGGCUCGGGCUCUUCGAGCCAGAUGUCUCUGGUGGGCCCACAUUCAUGAUCCUUACAAGCAGUUCGCUCGUCUUUGUCGUAGGAAGCAACAAGCACUGAGAAAUGUUCACAUACAGUCAUGUAUGGAAACUUAUACAUACAGUGCUCUCAUUCCCGCCAGCUUGUUACUUUGUUUUAUAUCAUCACCCAGGGUGAAAUCUGGAUGGUCGAUUGUCAAGUGGACCACCAUCGAAAUGAAUGGAUGGUGCUGGUCCAACUCAAUGUAUGUGAUGUUCAUGGUAUAACCAACAUUUUCAUGGAUUGGAUUAUCCAUGGGAAUGACACAUAUUUAGCAGAAAAUAAAAGGCUAUGUA
This is a messenger RNA of Magnolia sinica, 968 nucleotides long. Its product is annotated as probable WRKY transcription factor 50. Gene Ontology annotation, molecular function: sequence-specific DNA binding; DNA-binding transcription factor activity. The transcript has 3 exons. The record is from RefSeq and is a predicted model, not a curated record. Bases 74 to 664 code for a protein of 196 amino acids. Gene Ontology annotation, biological process: regulation of DNA-templated transcription. NCBI's taxonomy places the organism in Eukaryota, Viridiplantae, Streptophyta, Magnoliopsida, Magnoliales, Magnoliaceae.